Messenger RNA from Adineta steineri, 2232 nucleotides. NCBI's taxonomy places the organism in Eukaryota, Metazoa, Rotifera, Eurotatoria, Adinetida, Adinetidae. The record is from the annotation of a GenBank genome assembly.
AUGAGUGGAUCAAAAUCAAAUCAAAAUGCUGCUGCAUCAUCAAAUAUUCGCCAACCACGACAGCGUAUGACACAAAAUUACCUUCUCAUUUGGGUAGAUGCCAACAUCGACCAAGCAGACAAGGACUGCAAAAAUACACUGGCUCAAUUGAAGAGCGUGGUCAACGAUGUCAACCUAUGCACAGAACCGGAUCAGUGUAUCCAAACACUCAACAAUGUUGACAAUGAACAAGCCUUUGUGAUUACAUCAGGCUCAUUAGGUCAACAUUUGGUUCCUGAAAUUCAUGGCAUCCCACAGUUAGAUGCUAUUUACAUCUUUUGUAGCAACAAAUCCAGACAUGAAGGAUGGACUCAAAAUUGGAAAAAAAUUAAAGGUAUUCAUACAAAUAUCAAAGAUAUUUGUAAAGCAUUACAACUGGCAGUUAAACAAUGCGACCAAGACACAAUUGCCGUAAGUUUUCUUACGAUAAAUGAAAUGGCUUCAACUGAUAAUUUAAAUCAGUUGGAACCAACUUUCAUGUAUACUCAGCUAUUCAAGGAGAUUCUCCUUGAUAUCAAAUAUGAUCGCAAGGCAAUCAAGGAGUUAGCAGCUUGUUGCCGUGAAGCUUUUGCUGUUCAAUCUCAAAAUGUACCAGUAUAUUUUCCUACAUUUACUGCUAAUACUGAUAUCGGAUCAUGUACAUGUGAUUUAACUGGCGGUAUAUGCGAUGUAUCAUGUUGUUGCGAUCCUGAUUGUUCAUCAAAUGAUCUAGUAGCGUUUGGAUGUAGUUCAAGAGCCAAUAUAUUUACAAAUUCGUCUCCUGUUUUAUCUACUAUUCAAGGAUCAUGUUUUAAAGAUUUGUCAAUAUUUCAAUCAACUUCACCCUAUAUUAUUCAAAAAAUGGGCGAACUUGUUUGCAUAGAUUAUUAUCGAUAUACGGGUAGUCAAUAUUAUCAACAACCAAAUAUUCAAACACUAGAUGCAAAUGCUUUCGUACAGGCAAUAAAUAAAGCAAAUGGUGUUACAACACCUGCUGAUCCAUCAACUGACACCUCUAGCUAUCAAGUAGGCACCAAAGUAUUGGCUACCAAAAAUAACGCAAAUCUAGCGAGUUUUCUUACACUACCAGUAAAUCUAUUCAAUAAUCCAAUGUGUUCUGGAAACCAACCGAUCACUUAUAUGAAUAAUUUUACAUCAACAUGUAGUCAAGUGGUAAAUCAAGCUACAUGUACUACUGGAGCUCUAAACCCUUCAACAUAUAUAAAUCAACUCUGUCUUUUUUCAUCUCCAUCAAAACCACACAAUACUUCAGGCGACGUAUGUGUUAAUGGUACAACUGUAUCUACUCCAACAUUCGCAUCGAAUAUUUGCACAAAUGCUCUUCAACAAUUAACUAUAACAAUCACUUAUAACAGUUCAAUUGGAAUAGUAGGUGUAAGUGUGACUUCUACCACUGCUACCGCAAAUGAUACAACAUUUGAGCAAACAUUCACCGUUUUAUUUAUCAAAAGUGGAUCAACUUUACCAAGUACAACACGUGGUCCAGGGUAUCUUCAAAGUGCUGAUAUUAUAGCUGGUAUUUCCAAUGGAUCUGACAUUGGAUCAACAAAUUCUCCACAAUUUUCAAUUAUAAAACCAUCAUCCACUGGUGUCUGUAGUACUAUCGACCGUAUACCUAUUCGUUUUGGUGAAAAUGUUCAAUCUACAUGCCAAUAUACUGUUAGUAGUACAAGUUGUUCUAAUUCUUUUCAGUUAUUGAUGCCGUAUAAUUCAGCAAGUCUAUAUGUAGCUGCCUAUAGUGAUUCAAAUCCGUUCAACGUUUCUACGGAUUGGUUGCCUGUUACAUCUUGCACAUACACAACGCAAGGAGAUGCGAAUACAGCUAACUGUAUUACUGGUAUUCUUCUAAACACAACAUCGGCUACUUCAUGUUAUAGCCGACUGGAUAUCCAAAUAGCGUAUACUAACAUUGGUUCUGUUUUCAAUCCGCAACCUGUAUUGAGUGCAGUUAUUUUUCAUUAUCAAGGAUAUCAAGGAGCACUUUCACUAGGAACUGUUGCCCUUCUAACUGAAACUGUUACUUUUCAAGAUAUUUCAGCUUCACCUAUUACUAUACAAGGUCAUAUACCAACACCAAGUACACGUUUACCAGCUGAUUUCUUCUAUCCUUUUAGUGUUAGUCACGCAACAAAAUUCAAAACAUUCUCGCCCUUUUUUUAUAUUUUCAUUAGUAUUCUUUUUAUUUUCGUGUAA